AUGUAUCAAUCGGAUUAUCAGCAGACUCGCCUUGAGAUUCUCGGCCAUUUGUCUUCCACCAAACGUGCAAUGUCAUCAUCAAGACUUCCCUGCGAACAUGAGAAUAAUAACAAUAACGACCCGCUACUACAGCUACGACAAGUGAAAAGGCUCACGCCGCCAGAAUACAAGUUACUGAAGCAUUAUAUCGAACACACGAGUCGAGAUCUUACAGUCGAUAAUCAAGAUCAAUAUGCUCUACAAAUCGGCAUUCCAAAUUUAGCAUUGGAGAGUCGACCUCUAAUGAAAUCGUUACUGGCGUUAUCGGCUGUAUGCAAAUGCUCAGAUAUCAUUAAUCAAGCGCUUUCGCCACGCAAUUGUCGCAAAAGGGUCUUGAGCCUUUUGAAUUUCGCAGAUCAAUAUCAUAUGGAGUCUUUGAGGGAGAUUCAAGCCACACUACCGAAGACAAAACAUUAUGAUCAUGUUCUGGCUAAUGCAGCCAUGAUGGGAAUGUACGGAUCAGGAAGUCACUGUGUUCGUAUUUGGCUUACUGAAACUGCGAGUAUUGAUGGGUUCUCUGUGGAUGAGAUUAGACCCAGAGGCGCUCAAUGGAUUAGUUUCUUUAGAGCUGCUCGGAUUGCGUAUGCUGGCCUUGUUGGUGGUAUACGUGAAUCUGGUAGUUUGACACGGACUCGAGAUUGUUCAGCCGCCACUACUUUAUCAGAUGCCCGGUCGAAGUUGUUUAACCAAUAUAGGCCCUCUGUGCCAACGACCUCACAGGGGAGUCCGUCUGCGCAUCCAUUAUAUCCGAUAUUUGCCGAAACUAUUCCAUCGGCGUUGGAAACGUUGAAUCGAAGGGCUAGAGGACUUAUGGAUCUUCUCUCUACCGACCUAAUAGAAGACCGCCAUAGACCUGAUAUCCAUGCUUGCUUUGCUGCGUUGCAAAUUUUCAACGACAUAGUUUCCGUGACCUUCGCUGUCAAAGCAACCAACUCAAUGUCACCGAGCAGCUUCAGUGAUGCUUUCAGCGAUGACUCUGGAAUCGAAUCAAUUAUUCAAAACCUCAAUGUCUCCCCUUGGAUAGGGCGGUAUACAGCAAAUAUAACUUCCAUGAUACCUUCAAAUUUACCUCGAAGAUUCAUCAUGGCGUUAAUCCACAAGGCUCCAUCGAGAUACUUGAGUCUUGUCGAGGAAAUGAUUGACAUUGUGCAAUCUGAUUCGGAUACGUCGCUGAAUAGCACAGCUCCUAAUGGGAGAUGGGGAUAUGGCAAGGCGGAGCCUAGCUUCGCGCAUCAGUUUGCUUUUGAUAUAUUCGCUCACUGGUUGGUCUUGGUAAUUUUGCUGGAAGAUGUGUGGUGGAUUGGUGGUAUUGGAGCUUGGGAGCUUGGACAGAUUGUCUCUUUUAAGAGGAGUUCACGAUCAAGUAUGGGAUUAUGGAGUCGUGAGGGGAAGUGGUGGCCGGAAAGCAUGUUUGAUAUUAGUCGUCAGUUUGAUAAGCAUAGUGUAUACGCUUAA
Messenger RNA from Penicillium angulare, 1494 nucleotides. RefSeq lists its product as uncharacterized. The record is from RefSeq and is a predicted model, not a curated record. The transcript has a single exon. Bases 1 to 1494 code for a protein of 497 amino acids. Gene Ontology annotation, molecular function: DNA-binding transcription factor activity, RNA polymerase II-specific. Gene Ontology annotation, biological process: regulation of transcription by RNA polymerase II. Lineage: Eukaryota; Fungi; Ascomycota; Eurotiomycetes; Eurotiales; Aspergillaceae.